AUGAUUGUGAAAGGCCCACACCCAACCAUAGAGCCCGGAAUUAUUUUUUUACAGAUUUCCAGUGAACUAAAUCCUAAACCAUUGGUCAUGUGCAGCAUCGAAUCAGCAGCAAGACUAAACCCAAACAAACCUGUCUAUUUCUUUAUGAAAGCAUUCACUGGGAAUGUAUCUGCGUUUCGGGAACCUGAGUACAAAGCCAUCCCUCUGCUUUCUUCAUUCAAGAAUGUCAUCAUCUUGCCCUUGAAUUUUAAAGAAUUGUUCAACAACACACCCUUGGCUGGAUGGUAUGAGAAGGUAGAUCCCAGCAAGGAAGUAUACUGGAUUUAUGUGCUCUCUGAUGCUUGUCGGAUGACCUCUCUGUGGAAAUAUGGAGGCAUCUAUCUGGACACAGACGUCAUUUCAAUCAAACCCUUGGAAUUCGGAAACUUCAUUGUUGCAGAAUCUGAAAUCUACUCGAGUAGUGCAGUUUUGGGAUUUAACCGUUCUCAUCCCUUUUUGGAGAACUGCCUGACUGAUUUUGUUGAGAAAUAUAAUGGAGCAGAUUGGGGCCAACAGGGUCCGAAACUGAUAACCAGAAACUUGAAGAAAUGGUGUGGGACUGAUAAUCUCAAUCAAUUUCUCAACAAAGAAUGCAAAGGGAUUGACCUGCCAGACAGGCCAUGUGACAGGGAGAAACACUCAUUGCUGGGUAUUGCCCACAUGCCACCCACUCGGGGCAUGUUCCUUUGUGGCCCGUAUCUUUUCGCUGACAUGAUGCGGCCAAAUGGCUACUACGCUGGAGCCUUUAUGAUGAUCCUGCUAACACGGAUGAUGCACUGGAAUGGCAGUCAGCAGGGUAUAUCAUGA
This is a messenger RNA of Hemiscyllium ocellatum (epaulette shark), 846 nucleotides long. Its product is annotated as alpha-1,4-N-acetylglucosaminyltransferase-like. Gene Ontology annotation, molecular function: acetylglucosaminyltransferase activity. The transcript is spliced from 3 exons. Bases 1 to 846 code for a protein of 281 amino acids. The record is from RefSeq and is a predicted model, not a curated record. Gene Ontology annotation, biological process: protein O-linked glycosylation. NCBI's taxonomy places the organism in Eukaryota, Metazoa, Chordata, Chondrichthyes, Orectolobiformes, Hemiscylliidae.